AUGGCUCGAGCGCUCGUGAUAACUGCGUUAGCAGCAUCGAUCCAACUUGCGCAUUCUCAAUGUACUCCAGUAGAUGCGAAUAAGUCCUAUGAUUACAUCGUAAUUGGAUCUGGUGCUGGAGGCAUCCCAAUCGCCGACAAGCUAAGUGAGGCCGGGAAAUCAGUUCUUCUGGUCGAGAAGGGCCCAUUGUCCAGCGGAAUAUGGAACGGUACGAUGAAGCCGUCAUGGCUUGAGGGCACCAACCUGACCCGUUUUGACGUUCCCGGCUUGUUCAAUCAAAUCUGGGCAGACCCUACUGGCGUCAAUUGCCCAGAUCUUGACGUGAUGGCGGGCUGUGUUUUGGGCGGUGGCACGGCGGUGAACUCUGCGCUCUAUUGGAAGCCUCAUCCAAGGGAUUUUGAUCUAAGUUUCCCUGAUGGCUGGAAGAACUCAGAUAUGCAAAAGCACGUUGAUACCGUUUUCAAGCGGAUUCCUGGAACAACAACUCCCUCGAAGGACGGAAAGCUGUACUUGCAGCAAGGAUUUGAUGCAGUCGGCAAAGGCUUGGUUGCAGGAGGGUUCAAGGAAAUCAUCCCGAACGAUCACCCAGAUCAAAAGAACAACACUUUCGGACACAGCACGUUCUUCAUUGAGAAUGGAGAGCGUCAUGGCCCACUGAGGACAUACCUAGCCACGGCAAUGGAACGCGCAAACUUCAACUUGCUCGUCAAUACCAACGCAAGAAGGCUCGUGCGAACUGGAGGACAUGUUACAGGCGUUGAAUUGGAAUGCGCACAGGGACAGGGACGUUCUGGCAUCGUCAAAGUAACACCAGGCACUGGUCGAGUUAUUGUGUCAGCCGGCACCAUGGGUUCUGCCAAACUUCUCUUCCGCAGUGGCAUUGGCCCCAAGGAUCAGCUUGACGUCGUAAAAGGCUCAGCGCUUGAUGGAUCCACUAUGAUUGCCUCCGAUCAGUGGAUCAACCUUCCGGUCGGACAGAACUUGAACGAUCAUGUCGGUACUGACAUUCAGAUUUCGCACCCAAGUAUCGUCUUCUAUGACUUUUAUGGCGCCUGGAACAACCCAGUCAAAGCGGAUGCGGAUAAAUACUUAAAGGAACGAAGUGGAAUCUUAGCUCAAGUAGCACCUAAUCUUGGCCCAAUUGCAUGGAAUCAAUUCCAAGGCCCUGACGGAAUCGUUCGACAUAUACAAUGGCAGGCUAGAAUUGAAGGUCGAACUCCUACAUCAAUGACGAUCACUCAGUAUCUCGGCACGGGAACUGUUUCGCGUGGUAGAAUGACCAUUCUAGGCAAUCUCAACACGCGCGUCUCCACCGUUCCCUACCUUCGCGAUGCCAAUGAUAAAGCAGUCGUCAUUCAGGGCAUUGAUUAUAUUCGCGGGAUCUUGAGCAAGGUUCCCGAUUUGACCUGGGUUGUACCAGCGGCCAACCAGAACACCACCGCGUUUGUUAACAGCGUUCCCGCUACUGUAGGAUCUCGAGGCUCCAAUCAUUGGGUAGGAUCCUGCACCAUCGGUACAGAUGACGGCCGCACUGGCGGGAAGUCUGUUGUUGAUCUCGAUACCAAAGUUUAUGGGACAGACAAUCUGUUUGUAGUUGAUGCAUCCAUCUUCCCGGGAAUGAUGACGGGAAAUCCAACAGCCAUGAUCAUAGCUGUUGCGGAGCGUGCUGCGGAGAAGAUUCUUGCCCUCAAAGCCCCAGCAUCUAGGUCACGUAUCAUGAGAGAUUGA
Messenger RNA from Aaosphaeria arxii CBS 175.79, 1728 nucleotides. Its product is annotated as GMC oxidoreductase. The transcript is spliced from 9 exons. NCBI's taxonomy places the organism in Eukaryota, Fungi, Ascomycota, Dothideomycetes, Pleosporales. The record is from RefSeq and is a predicted model, not a curated record. The coding region runs from base 1 to 1728 and encodes 575 amino acids. Gene Ontology annotation, molecular function: oxidoreductase activity, acting on CH-OH group of donors; flavin adenine dinucleotide binding.